AAUUGAAUGUUUAUUGAGAUUUUAAAUGAGGUGGUUUGCUCAUCUACUUCAGCGAUCCAUCAUCCGUUUUCAUAAUUGAAACCGCUUCAUCCUUUACUUCAUCUUCUUGUUUUCUACGUUGACGAAUGUGCUUUUGGCUCCUUUAAAACCCAGACUUCAAAACCCACAAUCUCCCAAUACCAAGAUGGAGCUCAAUUGUGUUGAGCAGCUUAAAUCCCAGCCCCUCUGGGUUUGCUUGCUAUUCGCGUUCGGAUCUCUCUCGGCUUUGACAUUCUUAGUAAUCGUUCUCAAAUGGGUCUAUGUCAAUUUCCUCAGAUCCCCAAAGAAUCUCAAGAAAUACGGUUCUUGGGCGCUUGUCACAGGACCCACUGAUGGAAUCGGUAAGGGUUUCGCCUUUCAGCUGGCUCGCAAGGGGCUCAAUCUGAUUUUGGUGGGUCGGAACCCUGAGAAACUCAAGGACGUUUCCGAUUCAAUCGUCGCUAAAUACGGCAGCAUCCAAAUAAAGAACGUUGUCGUCGAUUUCUCCGGCGAUCUUUCAGAAGGGAUGAAGAGAAUCAGCGAAGCGAUUGAAGGGUUGGAUGUUGGGGUUUUGAUUAACAACGUUGGGGUUUCGUAUCCGUACGGAAGGUUUUUCCACGAAGUGGAUGAGGAGCUUCUCAAUAACUUAAUCAAGGUCAAUGUGGAAGGCACUACCAAGGUGACUCAAGCUGUUUUGCCUGGAAUGUUGAAGAGGAAGAGAGGCGCCAUUGUUAAUAUUGGUUCUGGUGCUGCCAUUGUCAUUCCUUCAGAUCCCUUAUAUGCUGUCUAUGCCGCCACCAAAGCGUACAUUGACCAAUUCUCGAGGUGCCUGUAUGUGGAGUACAAGAAGAGUGGAAUCGAUGUGCAAUGUCAGGUCCCGCUGUAUGUUGCUACGAAAAUGGCGUCUAUUCGACGAUCAUCCUUCUUCGUUCCUUCGACGAAUGGAUAUGCAGCAGCAGCUCUCCGCUGGAUUGGGUAUGAGCCUCGCUGCACACCGUAUUGGCCCCAUCAACUUAUGUGGGGUUUGGUGUACUUGUUGCCAGAGUCUGUUGUUGAUGCUUGGCGCCUGAAGUUUUGUCUUGGCAUCAGAAAGAGAGGACAACUCAAAGACUCGAGGAAAAAGGAAGAGUAGGAAGAUUCAAGAUAUGUAGUGCUGUUCUAAUUCUUCGCAUUGAAUUCUGGAACCACAGACCUGCUAGAUCUGAAUGUUUUGAGUUUUGUUCUUCUUUUCAAUGACCUUUCAAUAUAUUUCUUAGAAAGCUAAUGGUGAAAAGACUUUGGUAA
This is a messenger RNA of Cucurbita maxima (winter squash), 1302 nucleotides long. Its product is annotated as very-long-chain 3-oxoacyl-CoA reductase 1-like. The transcript has 3 exons. Lineage: Eukaryota; Viridiplantae; Streptophyta; Magnoliopsida; Cucurbitales; Cucurbitaceae. The record is from RefSeq and is a predicted model, not a curated record. Gene Ontology annotation, molecular function: ketoreductase activity. Gene Ontology annotation, cellular component: endoplasmic reticulum. The coding region runs from base 185 to 1150 and encodes 321 amino acids.